AUGGAAUUCGACACGUGGGUGACUUUCUACGUGACACAGCGAGGAGGCCAGCCAGUCCUCACAAGCUACAAGCUGUAUGGAGAUAGCUUCGCUUGUAGAAAAGACGAGAUAACCAACCCGGCUCUUCUGGACAUCACUGUCGCCAGAGCCAAUACUGCAGUUGAGGACGCAAUUGCAAAAGCAGCGAUCAGCAGCGACUGGCUCCGGCCGCCGUCUCCGGAAGCGGCGGUGGUCGUGGGUCGGCUGGGCGGCCGCGUGGAGUUGGCGUGCGCAGCGGCUGAGCACCGCGGAGACGUCGGCGACGACGAGCCAUCGUUGCUGCUCUGGUUCCACGAGUCGCGGCCAGCUACGCCACUGUACAGCGUGGACGGCAGGCAGGCGGGAGGCCUGGCUGGCGCCCAGCACAGCAUGGCGGACGCGUGGGCUGCGCGCGCCUACUUCAGCAGCGUGUCGCGCACCCUGCGCCUCGAGCAGCUGUCGCCCGAGGACCAGGGCCGCUACCGGUGCCGCGUCGACUUUCGCCGUGGACGCACCAGGACGUCGACGCUCACGCUCAUCGUCAGAGUGUCACCGCACAACGUCAGCAUCACGGACGAGCUCGGCGUGGAGCUGCGGGGAACCGUGGGACCACUCAACGACGGCGACCCGCUGGACAUCGUCUGCACUGCCCACGGACGUCCUCCUCCUGUAAUCUCAUGGUGGCAAGAUGCCAGGGUGCUCCUGGACAACGACUCGGCCAACACGUUUGACGGCGAUGUCUCCAGGAGCGUCCUGCAUAUCGACAUUCUGCAGCGGAGCCUUCUGAUGGCCCACAUAAUCUGCAAGGCACGCAGCGGUGAUGAAGAGGAGGAAGCGAGCAUCACUCUUGACAUAAAUCUGCGCCCGCUGGGAGUGGCCAUCGCCCCACCGGAAGCGGUUCUCGUGGCGGAGCAACCGGCGCAAAUUCGCUGCGACUCGUGGGGCUCCCGUCCGGCCGCGAACCUGAGCUGGUGGAUGGGCAGCCGCCGCAUGACCCGCAGCGCGGCCAGCGUGGACGAGUCGAGCGGCCGUACGAGCAGCGUGCUGGCCUUCACGCCUGCGGGCGACGACCACGGCCGCCGGCUCCGCUGUCGCGCGGCCAACGAACGCGUGCCCGGCAGCGCGAUCGAAGACGCGCUCUUCCUGGAGGUUGAAUUUCCGCCCUCGGUGAGACUGCGGGUAGUCGGCGGAUCGGCCGUGGACGAAGGUAGCGACUCAAGGUUCGAGUGCAGCGUCAGGGCACACCCGAAACUGCUGGAACCACCCUGCUGGAUCUGGGAAGGCAGACCGCUUUCGGCUGCGACCGCCGGUUUGCGACACCGCACCGAGAGCAACGGCUCCCUGCACGUGCUCACACUGCUUGGUGUCCGCCGAUCACAGAGAGGGCGCUACUCCUGCCUGGCGAGGAACGCCAGAGGAAAGGCCCUCAGCGCACCGGUCACUCUCCACGUGCGCUACGCUCCGCGAUGUGUGCCCAAUCAGCGGCACGAGUACCAGGCAGCCCUGCACCAGACGGUGCUGGUGCGCUGUCGGGUGGAGGCCGAGCCCGCGGUGCCGACCCUCUUCGGGUGGACAUUCGCCGGUGGACCACACGAGCAGCCACUCACACUGCUCGACCACACCCGCUCAGCAGGGGGGCUCGAGAGCCAUAUACGCUACGUGCCCCGCAGUGAGUUGGACUACGGCACGCUUGCUUGCCUGGCUAGCAACACUGUUGGAGCGGCCGAGGCCCCCUGCUUCUUCUCGGUGCUAGCGCCGGCGCCGAGGUGCCGGGUUGUCCAGCCGGGGCCCCGGCUCGCCUGCGUCACGGCGUCGCCGAUCGUCCAGGGUGCCUCCCUUCUCGUCCAGCUGAGGGACCCCCGAGGAAUACUCCGGGCAUCUCUCAGAUCAGCGCAGCCCGUAAUCCUGCUCAAAGGCGCAGCCUUUAAUCAUCACCUGCUGGCUACUGCAUUCGUGGUGAGUACUUCGGGACAACGCAGCGCCGCUUCGACUCCGAUUCAUUUGUUCCCAACGAGCCUUCAGGAGCACAGCGCACCGGCACGUUCGAACAAAGCUGCAGUGACACUCUUUAGUUGUAGAUUCACCAUAUUCAUCGUGGUUUCUUGGUACAUUAGAUUUCAGACUACCGAGAUGCGACGUUAGAGCAGCUGUGUAUCUCUGAUUGGUGAUAGCAGCACCACGUUCGGAGAACGUAACCCAACCUGGGGAAUUAGCAGCAGGAAACGAGGCUGUUUUUCAACAUAACAUUAUGUGCACAACGAUCCUAGACUACUGUGACAGCGGUAGCGAAAGUUGCGACGCUACCGUAUGUUUGUA
This is a messenger RNA of Dermacentor albipictus, 2334 nucleotides long. The record is from RefSeq and is a predicted model, not a curated record. Lineage: Eukaryota; Metazoa; Arthropoda; Arachnida; Ixodida; Ixodidae.